AAAUGUAGGGAAUAUGCUAUGAUUUGUUUCUUAGAUAUGUCGGACGCCUAUAAUAGAGUAGAUCUUGUUUCACUUCAUAAUAUUCUUCUACAAUGCAACAUUGACCCAACAAUUGCAAACUGGAUUAACAACUAUUUUUCUAAAAGACAUCUGACCCUAGGUAAUCACACUGUUGAGGUAAACUCUGGCCUACCUCAAGGUAGCUGCCUUUCCCCAACGCUAUUCAAUAUUUAUACAGCCCAACUGCACGAAAUUAAUAACUCUCAGACUCAACUAUUUCAGUUUGCCGACGAUCUUGCGUUAAUAUCCACUGGCACAAACAGAUUCUCUGCAGCUCUAAAUUUACAAAACAAAAUAGAAGAAUUACAGGCAAAAUGCGACAGCUUAAAUCUCAAAUUUAAUCCGAACAAAACAAAAUUCAUGUAUAUGUCUGCAAACAAUAAACAAACCUUUAGUGUAUCCAUCAACGGCCUAAACAUUGAACAAGUCCAUCACUUCAAAUGGCUGGGAAGAACAAUUAGCGCGAACUCAACCAUUAAGGUACACAUUAGUGAAAUUAAAAAAGCAACAACUUCAGCGUUUGUACGAUCCAAAGCAGAAUAUGCCAACACCAGUUAUGCAAAUGCCCCUAAAGGGUAUAACAAGCAGCUACAGACCAAUUUAAAUGAAACGCUGAGGAGAUGCCUCGGAGUUCCUCCAAACACUCCAACACUCAUGAGAUACGCGCUGGCUUGUGAACUUCCACCUCUUCCCAGAGCUGUAUGGCUUACGGCCAAGGAACUUGUCAAACAGUGGUUGAUCAAUCCUGAACUUAGAACACAGAUCCAGAACAGACCUCCCAUAAAUUCCAGCUACAGCAUAACGUACGAAAAAUUUAAAGCAAUUAUCAACACCAUAGAUACAAAUGUAGCUUUCAAAAGACACCAUAACCUCACCUGCUACGAAUCAGAAUUGGCCCAGUCCAAAAAGAACGUUACCCCUACACAACUCAGAGCUAUCUACAACCAAAAAAUUAACACGCUAAAAGAGGAAGGUUUCAAAGUGUAUGCCACUGAUGCAUCGGUGUCAGAUAACAAAAUUGGCUGUGCAGUCUAUGUGGUAACGGCUAACGUCUCAUACCUGUUCAAUAUAGAUGGAAACUUCACAUCAACUUACGUCUUGGUGUAUUGUCUUAUGUAGUCUUGUGUUGUUCUUAAAUGUCAUAAAAUAAGAAUGAGGAAAGCAGCUGUUACGCUAACAUCAGCCAGAAAGAAGCAACAUCAAGGAGUCGUAUAAUAAAACACUCUUCAACGCGGAAUUUCAACAAAACACGUCGAUACAAGAUAAAUGGAAGCAACAUUGUCCAGCAGUUUAGCCGAAAGAUUACAACUAACCAAACAAUCGUUCGCAGAUAGACUGGUGUUAUGCUAAAGGAAGCUGUAAUCCACAGCGUUUGGGACAAAUAGCAUUUCGACUUAGAAAAGAAACACUAUCGUAUUCAAAUGGUAUAAGACAACGAUAACCACUGAAUACAUCACGAUUUAAUAACCGGCUAUUUAAGGUGUAUAAACCUAGCCAUAAAUGGAACUUUCGAUUUGUUCCUAAAGCCCAAAAAAAAAAAAAAAA
Rhagoletis pomonella (apple maggot) is the source of this 1605-nucleotide messenger RNA. RefSeq lists its product as uncharacterized. Gene Ontology annotation, molecular function: nucleic acid binding. The record is from RefSeq and is a predicted model, not a curated record. Lineage: Eukaryota; Metazoa; Arthropoda; Insecta; Diptera; Tephritidae. The transcript has 3 exons. The coding region runs from base 19 to 1179 and encodes 386 amino acids.